Messenger RNA from Ctenocephalides felis (cat flea), 1431 nucleotides. RefSeq names its product zinc finger protein 675-like. The record is from RefSeq and is a predicted model, not a curated record. Gene Ontology annotation, molecular function: DNA-binding transcription factor activity, RNA polymerase II-specific; RNA polymerase II cis-regulatory region sequence-specific DNA binding. Gene Ontology annotation, cellular component: nucleus. Gene Ontology annotation, biological process: regulation of transcription by RNA polymerase II; central nervous system development. NCBI's taxonomy places the organism in Eukaryota, Metazoa, Arthropoda, Insecta, Siphonaptera, Pulicidae. The transcript has a single exon. Bases 1 to 1431 code for a protein of 476 amino acids.
AUGUCAGAAGAAACAAUUAAUCAGACAAUUAAAGUUGAACCACCAGAAUAUUCAGAGAAGGACAUUAAGUGUGAAGUCAAGGAAGAACUUGAAGAUCUUAAAUCUGAAUCGCAUUUAGAGGAUAAAUUUGAUGAUCUUGAUGAUGAUGGUAUUGUUAAAUCUGAACCAUAUUUAUCUGAAGCAUAUUUAGAGGAAGAAUAUUUUGAUGAUCUUGAUGAUGAUGGUAUUGUUAAAAUUGAAUUGUAUUUAGAGGAUGAAUCUGAUGAUCUUCAUGAUGAUGGUAUUGUUAAAUCUGAACCGUAUUUAGAGAAUGAAUCUGAUGAUCUUGAUGAUGAUGGUAUUGUUAAGUCUGAACCGUAUUUAGAGAAUGAAUCUGAUGAUCUUGAUGAUGAUGGUAUUGUUAAGACUAAAUCUUAUUUAGAGGAUGACAAAACUUGCCUGGAGAGAUUCAUGAACUCCAAAAUAGAAAUUGAAGAAGAAGUCAAACACGAACUAAUUGUGGCACUGCCUUUUUCUAAAGAAUCCCAUUCUUUAAAGGAGCACAUGGUUGAUCACAUACCCAGUCAAAGCAAAAAACCCUAUAAAUGUGAUGUAUGUGAUAAGACUUUUAACAAACCAUCAUUAUUGGCAAGACACAGUUUCAUUCACAGCACAGAACGGCCUUUCAAGUGUGAAAUAUGCAAUAAAACAUUCACACAAUUAGGUAAUCUGAAAACGCACAAGAUCAUUCACACCGGGAAGCAUCCUUUUAAAUGUGAAAUAUGCAAUAAAGCAUUCAAUCAAAAGAAUAAUUUAAAAAACCACAUGUUUGUCCAUACAGGAGAGCUUUCUUACAAAUGUGAGGUAUGUAACAAAGCCUUCCGUUCACCAAGAUAUUUAAAACAGCACAACCUUAUUCACACCAAAGAGGGUCAAUACAAAUGUGAAUUAUGCGAUAAAAUAUUUAAUAUUUCAAAGUAUUUAAAAAGACAUAUGGUAAUUCACACCAAACCAUACUCUUUCCCAUGCAUUCUAUGUGAAAGCACUUUCAAAGAAUCAAAACAUUUAAAAAGGCACAUGCGUAUCCAUACAGGUGAACGCCCUUUUAAAUGUGAAAUAUGCAAUAAAAGUCUCAGGCAUUCGGACACUUUGAAAAAUCACAUGCGUAUCCAUACAGGUGAACGCCCUUUUACAUGUGAAAUAUGUAAUAAAAGUCUUAGACAUUCGGACACUUUGAAAAAUCACAUGCAUAUUCACUAUGGGCUACGGCCUUAUGAAUGCAAAAUAUGCAAUAAGGCAUUUACAAGAUCAGGUAAUCUGAAACAGCACAUGCUCAUGCAUUCCGAAGAGCGCCCUUAUAAAUGCGAAAUAUGCAAUAAGGGAUAUACUCAAGCAAACGGUUUGAGGACUCAUAUGGCAAAACAUGAAAAGAAAAAUGAUGAAAAUCAAUGA